CCGCGCGGGGACCCAGUCCUCACCCCAUAGGCAGAGCGACCCUCCCGCCUCCCCGCCCGCUUCUUAUUCACCCCCGCCUCGUUCGCUUUCAAAGUUUACUCCCGGCCCGGAUCCGCGGCGGAAGCGAAUCAUGGUUGUCCACCUCGGGAUGCUGCGCCUCGGGAGGCUGUGUACUGCGAGCCUGGGGGCGCGCGGGCCCCGGACGCUGCUCUCUCGACCUCGGCCGAACUCGAAGUUGCAGGGUGUCCGCGCUCUCAGUGCUGGAAUGGUGAACUGCACCAACCCCUUGCCCAUCGGCGGGCUCAGCUACAUUCAGGGCCACACCGACUCCCAUCUUGUGAACACAACGGUGGGCGAGUGCCUUGAUGCCACAGCGCAGAGGUUCCCCGACAGAGAGGCUUUGGUCGUCCUCCAUGAAAACGUCAGGCUGAACUUUGCACAGCUCAAGGAGGAGGUGGACAAAGCUGCUUCUGGUCUGCUGAGCAUUGGCCUCCGCAAGGGCGACCGCCUGGGCAUGUGGGGACCCAACUCCUAUGCGUGGGUGCUUACGCAUCUGGCCAGUGCCCAGGCGGGCAUCAUCCUGGUGUCUGUGAACCCAGCCUACCAGGCCUCAGAACUGGAAUAUGUCCUCAGAAAGGUAGGCUGCAAAGGUAUUGUGUUCCCUAAACAAUUCAAGACCCAGCAAUACUACAACAUCCUGAAGCAGAUCUGUCCUGAGCUGGAAAAGGCCCAACCAGGGGCCUUAAAGAGUGAGAGACUCCCAGACCUGACUACAGUCAUCUCAGUGGAUGCCCCUUUGCCGGGGACCCUGCUCCUGGAUGACGUGGUGGCAGCUGGUGGCAAGGAGCAGAACCUAGCCCAGCUGCGGUACAAACAGCGGUUCUUGUCCUGUUAUGACCCCAUCAACAUCCAGUUUACCUCGGGGACAACUGGAAACCCCAAGGGGGCCACUCUUUCCCACCACAACAUUGUAAACAACUCCAUCCUGAUAGGCCAGCGUCUGAAGAUGCCUUCAAAGACUGCAGAGGAGUUGCGCUUGGUCCUGCCCUGUCCCCUGUACCACUGCCUGGGCUCCGUGGGGGGCACAAUGGUGUCUAUGGUGCACGGUACCACCCUCCUCCUGUCUUCUCCAAGCUUCAAUGGCAAGAAGGCACUGGAAGCCAUCAGCAGAGAGAAAGGCACCCUCCUGUACGGCACACCCACGAUGUUUGUGGAUAUCCUGAAUCAGCCAGACUUCUCCAGUUAUGAUCUCUCGACCAUUCGUGGAGGUGUGAUUGCUGGGUCCCCAGCACCCCCGGAAUUGAUUCGAGCCAUCAUCAGCAAGAUGAACAUGAAGGAACUGGUGGUUGUUUAUGGAACCACAGAGAACAGUCCCGUGACCUUCAUGAACUUUCCCGAGGACACCCUGGAGCAGAAGGCCGGGAGUGUGGGCAGAAUUAUGCCUCACACGGAGGCCCAGAUCGUGAACAUGGAGACAGGCGGGCUGACCGAGCUAAACACGCCCGGAGAGCUGUACAUCCGAGGGUACUGCGUCAUGCAGGGCUACUGGGGCGAGCCACAGAAGACCUUCGAAACGGUCGGACAAGACAAGUGGUAUCGGACAGGAGACAUCGCUUGCAUGGAUGAGCAGGGCUUCUGCAAGAUCGUCGGCCGAUCGAAGGAUAUGAUCAUCCGUGGCGGUGAGAACAUCUACCCUGCGGAGCUGGAGGACUUCUUCCACAAGCACCCGCAGGUGCAGGAAGCGCAGGUGGUUGGGGUGAAGGACGAGCGGAUGGGGGAGGAAAUCUGUGCUUGCAUUCGCCUGAAGAGCGGAGAGACCACCACAGAGGAGGAGAUCAGAGCAUUCUGCAAAGGGAAGAUUUCCCACUUUAAGAUUCCCCGGUACAUCGUGUUUGUCGAAGACUACCCUCUCACCAUCUCAGGAAAGGUCCAGAAAUUCAAACUCCGAGAGCAGAUGGAACAGCAUCUAAAACUGUGAGGCAAAGAUGGGGCCUCCCAGCCCUCCCAGAGCCCCUCUGUCCUCCCACACAAAGGAAGGUCCUCCCAGACUUUCCCAGCCCUCGAACACAAAGGAGAGCCCGCCUAGCCCUUCCUAGCCUGCCCAGGCCCUCCUCAGUCCUCCCACACAAAGGAGGGUCCUGAGUCCUCAUGCCCCUGGUCAUCUUUGUGACUUGGCAUAGCGUCCCCGUUUGGCCGGUGUCUGGCCGGUGUGCUCUCUGUGUAGCUCCUGUGGGAUGGAGAAGGGAAGCGGCAGGAGGGCAGCCAGCACCUCAGACCCAAUCUCCCGGCACUUCGCUGUGCCUUAGCCACUUAAUCUGAGCCCUACUCUGUUCUCUUGAAAUUCCAAGCCACCCUCCCUCAUUUUUUUUUUCCGUUCUUUUUGGUUUUCUGUUUUGUUUUUGUUUGUUCGUUUGAGACUGGAUCUCACUCUGUACCCCUGGUUGUACAGAGUAGAUCAGGCUGGUUUCGAACUCUCGGAGAUCUCAUUGCCUCUGCCUCUGGGGUCCUGGGUUCCAUCUUUUGUGCUACUGUGACUGGUUUUUGUACGCUUGACUCAUUUAAUCAUUUUUCAAAUUGACGCCACAGAGCAGUCCCGAAUGUCAGUUUUGCUCGCUUGUUUUGCAAGGCUGGGAGUCUUAAAGCCCUUCACGAGUACAUGAGGACCUUUCCACUGUCCUACACUCCCGGCCCAAGAAUUACUGUUUUGUUGUUGUUGAAAUAACAGUGCUGGGAGGAAGCUCAGUGGCCCAGAGGACUGACUGCUCUCCCGGAAGAUCCCAGGUUGAUUCUUAGCACCCACAGUCAGCAGCUCACAAUUACCUUUAAGUCCACCUCCAAAGGAUUGACGAUCAGUUCUGACCUCUGAGCCCCCUCCCUUCCCCCUCCCCGCUCCGCACGGGGGUAUAUGCUUACAUAGACAUAUGCAAAUAAAUAAAAAUAAAUCUGUAAAGCCGUA
Apodemus sylvaticus (European woodmouse) is the source of this 2956-nucleotide messenger RNA. RefSeq names its product acyl-CoA synthetase family member 2 (gene Acsf2). Bases 131 to 1978 code for a protein of 615 amino acids. Lineage: Eukaryota; Metazoa; Chordata; Mammalia; Rodentia; Muridae. The transcript has 16 exons. Gene Ontology annotation, molecular function: medium-chain fatty acid-CoA ligase activity. Gene Ontology annotation, biological process: fatty acid metabolic process. The record is from RefSeq and is a predicted model, not a curated record.